AUGGCUACCGUGCUCGCUUUCCUCGCUACGCAACCACUGUCCCACUCGAAACUUAUCGUAUGGACGAACGGGGCCGACCGGGUCAAGCGGUCGGAACAUAUUAAAACGCUCCUGUCGCGCUGGGGAAACAAUAUCGAGGUGCGGCAGGUGGAUAUGCCGGCGUUGACAAGGGGGACGGAGCUGGAGGGGAUACUAGGCGGGAGUGGAGGAACUGGGCUGUUUGACGAGCGGGCAUGGGUCGAUGGGGAUGCGGUCAGGCUGUUGGUGCUGUGGCAGUUUGGAGGAGUGUGGAUGGACAUGGACCAGAUCUUGACGAGAGAUCUGCAUCCUUUGGCGGAGAGCGAAUUCGUCAUGCAGUGGGACUGCUUUGGCGAGUCUUCGCCUUUCCACGAUUAUCAUCCUGACCAACCAUUCUUCAUCCUAAACGGAGCGCUGAUGCACUUCCGACGACACUCGUCCUACCUGUGCGAAGCCUUCCACAUCAUGGCGUCCUCCCCCCUCCCCCGCCCCAACUCCUUCACAUGGGGCUCACACCUCUACUCGAGGCUACACCGCCGCCUCCUCGCUGCGCGCAUCACACCCUUCACCGUCCUUCCCUGGUGCUUCGCCGACCCCCGGAACUGCGACCACGAAGUCGCCUUCCCGGAUCCGUUCGAGGCGGAUCCCGCAGCGUGGGGCGGGCGCGCAUGGGACGGGAAGGGCGAAAUCGGGAAGAGCGGGAAAGAGAUGCUCGAGGAGAGAUUGGGACAUGUGUGGACGGUCCAUCUGCACAAUCAGUGGGGCAAGGCGUUUCCCCCGGGCGGCUGGGUCGAGGGGAUGUUGGAUCGGUAUAGAAGGAAAGUGGGGUUGUUGACGGGUGGAGCGGGCGGUUCGGGCGGGUUUGAGCCGGAUGGAGGGGAGCCAGUGCAGGAUGCGUCGGGUAGGAAGAGGGUGGAAGAGGAGGAAGAGGGGGAGGUUGUAUUGGAGGAAGAGGAAGGAGUAAUAUAG
Dioszegia hungarica is the source of this 987-nucleotide messenger RNA. RefSeq lists its product as uncharacterized. The record is from RefSeq and is a predicted model, not a curated record. The transcript has 2 exons. Gene Ontology annotation, molecular function: hexosyltransferase activity. Bases 1 to 987 code for a protein of 328 amino acids. Gene Ontology annotation, biological process: glycosphingolipid biosynthetic process. Lineage: Eukaryota; Fungi; Basidiomycota; Tremellomycetes; Tremellales; Bulleribasidiaceae.